Molecule: messenger RNA, 510 nt
Organism: Letharia columbiana
Lineage: Eukaryota; Fungi; Ascomycota; Lecanoromycetes; Lecanorales; Parmeliaceae
Exons: 1
Coding region: 1-510 (169 amino acids)
Source: RefSeq, a predicted model, not a curated record
AUGGUUGCGUAUCCGGAGGCCAAGAUCAUUCUCGUAGAAAGGGAUGUCGAGGAUUGGUAUAGGAGUUUUGAUGCAACCGUUGUCACGGAGCUUUUUAACAAAGUCGCCGAUGUCAUUGUUGGUUACAUCGAGCCGUUGAUUGGAAGCCAGAUUGGGCCCAUGGGUCGGAAACUACUUUACAGAUACUUUCACGCCAAUACUCCGGAUGAGUUGCGCCAGAAUGCUCGUAGCGUUUAUAAAGAGCACUACAGGCGGAUCAGAGAGGCUGCGCCGAAGGGAAGGUUGCUGGAGUAUCGUUUGGGUGAGGGAUGGGGGCCAUUGUGUGAUUUCUUGGGCAAAGAUGUGCCAGAGGGGCUGCCUUUUCCGAGGAUCAAUGAGGCUGCUGCUUUGAAGGCGAGAGUCCGCGAGGUUCAGUGGGAGAAGUUCAAGGCAGGGGGCAUGGCGCUGGGCAAACAUCUUGUGCCGGCUGUGGUGAUUGGUAUUGCGAUGGGGUAUUGGUAUCGGAGGUAG